AUGGACCAAGCGUGCGCGUUCGGGCCGGGGAGGCUGACGCUGCUGACGUUUGAUGGUGAAACCGUUGAUGUGAAGCCGUUACAGAAGGUCGGCGGCGACGGCGUCCACGUCGUCGUCGCGGACUUGGGCGCGGGGAAGGACACCGUGCGGAUUCUCGACGACUUGCAGCGCGCGUAUCCGACGCCGCGAUCAGACGCGGACCGGGAGCUGCACGCGUUGCUCGGCGAAAACAACUCGGCUGUCGUCGACGCCGCGAUCGUCGCGAUCGAGUCCGGCGACGCCCCCGGUCUCGGGUUCGUGUAUCAGAUGGCGCAGAGGGGCUUCGACGAGAUCGCCGGCGUCGCGUGCCCGUCGCAGCUCGGCGAGCGCGGGUCGCCGAAGCUGCACGAGGUGCUGCGAUGCGAAAAGUUGAAGCGCGCCGCGUGCGGGGGGAAGGGCGUGGGGUCGCAAGGCGACGGGUCCGUGCAGUUCGUGUGCGACGGCGCGACGCGCGCGGCGGAGGUGCGCGCGAUCCUGAAAGAAGAGUUCGGUCUAGCGGACGCGAUGACGAUCGUGAUACCCCCGAGCACGAGCGCGUAG
Molecule: messenger RNA, 579 nt
Organism: Micromonas pusilla CCMP1545
Lineage: Eukaryota; Viridiplantae; Chlorophyta; Mamiellophyceae; Mamiellales; Mamiellaceae
Exons: 1
Coding region: 1-579 (192 amino acids)
Source: RefSeq, a predicted model, not a curated record